Molecule: messenger RNA, 4386 nt
Organism: Trypanosoma theileri
Lineage: Eukaryota; Euglenozoa; Kinetoplastea; Trypanosomatida; Trypanosomatidae
Exons: 1
Coding region: 1-4386 (1461 amino acids)
Biological process (GO): DNA repair; mitotic sister chromatid cohesion
Cellular component (GO): nucleus; chromatin
Source: RefSeq, a predicted model, not a curated record
AUGGAAACCGAAUCCAGGAUCCGUUCCGUGGCAAAGCGACAACAGCGAAGUAAUGUUACACAUGAGAUGAUAACAAAUGAUGGUUCGGCAUCAUUAAUAAGAAAGCGGCCUCGUGGAGAAAAUACAGAUCUCAACAGUGAUGAUGUUCUUUCAGGCACAGUUCUCCAUAAUAAAGUGGAUGCCCAAUUGCUUUCAUGGCUGUUUGAGUGUCAUCGCAUACUUCGAGCGGCUAAUCCACCAUAUGAAGUAGACUCUUCUUUUAUAAAAGAAUUGCUCAGUCCCCGUUAUUUAAAGAGUAGUCUUACUGGAGUCCAACAAAUGACAGGUUGUCUGCUUUCGGAUAUUGUACGGUUAAGUAAUGUUUCUGAAAUUGUAGAUAGCAGACAUCCACUGCCAUUUGAUAGUAAACACGCGGAUGAUAUUUUAACGUGUCUUGCCUCUCCUUUUGAACAAGUAACACGUGGUGAGGCUCUGUUAAAGACAUGUGAUCACAUUAUUGAGCGAGCAAGUAUUUCACAUAUCUUCCUAUAUAUUAUUCCACAGUGUCGACAACCAGUACAAGGACGUCUUACAGCUAUUUUUAAAGCUGUUCAACAGGCUAGAGGAAAUUCUGGAGUAACAGAUACAGCAGUAAGUGAUAAUAAUAAUAAUAACAAUAACAGUACAGCCAUUACUGCGAUCACAGCAGCAGAAAUGGGAAGAGUUCUUGUUGAUAUUCUUAAUGCGACAAACUCCAUUACACCAGAACAGCUAGCUCCACUUUUAAAAGAGAUUACUGCCGCUUCCCCUAUAUUACUACGCCAUACAGGAGUUAAUCGUAACUCUGGUGUUGGAAAUACUACCAACAGCAAUACCAAUGAUAAUGGUAACAAUAACAACAAUAGUGCUAUUGCUAAUGCUGCACGGAAGAAGGGUCGAUCACCUGGGGCUAUGAUCGCCGCUCGUGUUCUUUUAGAACAAAUAGAUGUUAUUCAACCUGCUAUCGCUAGUUAUAUUGCUGAUAUGAUGGAACAUGGUUGUGGUGAGUUGACUGCAGCAGAUCUUGCCAGUGAAGAAGAUAUAGAGGCAAGAAGGCGUGGACUGCGUGAUGUUGGUCGAGCGAUGGAAUCUCUAGUCGCCAUGAUGGAAUUACAUGUGGAUCUCGUUGGUCAAUUAAUACCAGUGUUAACACCAUACUUGGAUCACGAAAAGUCUGAUAUCCGUCUACUGUUACUACGUGGUUUCUUUAUGGCCUUUGGGGCGCAUGAGUCUGCUGUCACUGUCUAUCGCUCCGCCUUUCUCGCACUCCUCGUACGCUUUAACGACACCAAACAUACAUUGCGUAUAGAGAUGCUGCAAUUAACCGCCAGUGCCAUUCGUGCCUCUACACAAAUCUCCGUUGCACUCACAGAAGAACGAGUUCGGGAUUUAUUGCCAUAUGUGGAGCAACGACUUUUGGAUCCACAUGCGUUAGUACGUCGUGCGGCUGUAAUGGCCUAUGGUGAUAUUAUGAUGACUGCAUCUUCUUAUAUUACUUCGGAAAGAGUAGAAAAGACACUUGGACUGCGUGUGGCGGAUAAAAACCUCAAAGUUCGUCAAACUGCUGUUGAGCAACUUUGUAGUAUUUAUCAGAAACAACUUUUUCCAUGGAUUCCAACAGCGAUUAUGCAAUGUCUUAAUGCUGAGGGUGGUGUGACUCUUUUAGAGUCGACAUUUGAAAUGUUACUUCCUCCUCCUAAUAAGAUUAUGGGAACAGAUACAUCAUUAAAUAAUUCCAACACCUCUCGAUUAAGUAGUGGUGGUGGUGGUGGUAGACGUUCUGCACGGUCAAGUAUGGCAUUAUUUGAUUUUGAAAAGGAAAGUGCCACAAAGGAACGUACAUAUGUGGAUGGUUUCGCUAAAUUAUGUGCUCAUUUAAAUACAUGGAGUUUUAACAGAUUACUUACAUUUGCAGCGAAGAAAUCACAAUUACGAUUAACUAUUUUACGUCUAUUUCAAUUACGUGCAGAAGUACGUAAUAAAGAUCUAAAGUCUUCAGAAGGUCAAGAAAUGAUUAAUAAUAUUCAUCGUCUUCUUAGUUUUUUACAAACGAUAACGCAUGCAGAACGAGGAGAAUGGGAUAUUUUAUUUCGUGCAAAAGAUGAUAGGGUUUCCAAAGCAUUUUUAAGCAGUUGUGCUGAUGGACUCCUUCGUUAUGCAACUGAACGUGAAUCUCUUAUUAAGACGUUAAAAGGUCGUGUGGAUGGAUCUGUGUUAAAGUUUGUGCAAGAUUCCUUGUCAAAGCAAAUGAUGCUUCCAUUAGAAGUGGAACACUUGGAAGAGUUAAUGACACGACUGCGAGAAGCCCUUCGUGGGGCCUGUGAUAAUAAUGAGCAAGCAACAAGUAUAGAUAGUGAAGUCCAAUGUGAAGUAGAAGGUUUAAUGCGUACAUUCCUCGUAUUUGGACGAACCGCACCAUCAUUUCUACCACGAUGUGCUUUAUCUCUGGUGGAAUUUCUGGAAGUAUUGUGUAAGAGUAGUAAUCCAAACAUUCCUUCUUCAUGGGUACUUCUUCUUUUACAGUGCCUUACCGAAUGGGCCAGUUAUGCAAGUAAACGUACAGAACAAAAUAUGAAACCCACCGUUCAAGAUAUGACGGCUAUUACAGAUAUUGCCACACAUAAGAAAAAUCUCUUAACCAUGUUGGGGAAACUUUGUACUUGUAAUCAUGAAUUCCUUUUCCGUCAUACACCUCCAAAGAUGGUGGGGGCGGUGUGUAAACAGGCAGCUCGAUGUUUUAUGAAUCUUCUUACAGUGAAUGGUCUGCGUGAUCACAAAGCAUUAAGUCAAUUAAUUGAAGCUCUGCGUAAUCGAAUUGGUAAUAAAGCAUCUCCAGUACUCUGUGAUACGGUUGGAUGGUUAAAAUCAUUAACAGCAUUCGCCAAGGAUCGUGCUGCGGCCCCACUUUUGCAAGAGGAAUUAUUGUUGAGUAAUAUUACGAAACUCCUAUUUACUGCUAUACAAGAUGAUACGGAAACGCAAGAUGCUGCAAAAGUGAAGACAAAGGGAAAAGAGUUACUCCCUUUUUCAUUAGCAGCAACCGUUGUAGAUGCUGCGGCGAAGUGUUUGACUGCUAUUACACUAAGUUACACAGAUGAUCGAGCUUCAAGUAUUAUUACCUCAACACUCAAUACUUUGUUGGGUGCGUAUAAGAUGUUGAGUGAACGUGAUGCCUACACAGUUGGUGCCUGCCGUCGCCGUCUCUCGAUUAACCAACAGUUAUCAAAACUUAUUAUUCGCCCAUCAUCUGAUAUUGGGAAAGAACUUGCUGUGGCGGUGAUUCUCUCUGCUGAGGAUGAGGUAAUGGUAAGACGUCCAGUACAGCAGAAACUUACAUUUCAUAUUUUGCAGAAUCAUUCAGAUAUGCGGUAUGUAGCAUUUCUCCUUCUCAGUGUUAUUGCUGAGGAAACGAAGAGUGGUUAUCAGCAACUACGUAUGUUAGUACAACAAGUAGGUGAUCAUCUCCGAUCUAAACAAGUCACAUCGGGAGCAACUCUAUCAUCCCCGAAUGCGCUUAGUUGUUUUCUUGAAUAUACUAUACCAUUCUUAGUGCUUUUUAUGGCACAUCAUACUUUUUACAACAGUGAACAGGAGAAUCACUUUGUUGCCUAUCAACGUGUUUGGCAUCUUCUUUUUGAUGAACUUUUUCGACAUGGCACACAGUGUGCAAGUUUUCUGGUGGAAUUAUUUAGCCGCAUUAAACAAUCGGAUGAUGUACUGGAUCGAAAUAGCCACACGAUACGUAUUCUCUGUGAUCUUGGCAGUCGUGUAUUGCAGGAGUGUUUGGGCCAGCGGCAAAUUGGGGCGGAGGCGCUGAAGCGAUAUCCCGGCCGUGUGCUGCUGCCGACCUUCUUUGUGCCCUCACCCACCGCCGCGGAGGCCCUCACGACAAUUUAUUUGGAUGAUAAAAUACACAUCUCCGCACACGUCCCUUUUCGUCCGCCUGCCACCAACACAAUAACAACAACAACAACAACCACCACAACUGCAGGCCCUGCGACCUCUCCGGGGAAAACAGGAAUGCCGGCGGGAAUGGGUGGGGAAACAACACUUUCGGUGGUGCGCAGUGUGGGUGAGAGUGAGGCCUUUUUAUUGCCGCCGCUCCUGCAGCAGCGCGUGGAUCGCAUGUUGGAGACACUCGUGGGAUCCAUGACGCAGGAGGAUAUUGCAAAUGUGCCGUGGUCUCUUGUGAAGCAGCGAUUGCGGGAAACGAUACUGGACGGCAAGAGAGUGGACAGAAAUAACGAGAGUGACGAGGAAGAAGAUGUGAACGAGGAAGAAGAAGAAGAAGAGGUGGAUGAGGCGGAUGUUAUGGGGUACGCCAAGGAACAGUUGAGACUUCUCUACGAAAAGGCACCACCACAGUAA